Messenger RNA from Eriocheir sinensis (Chinese mitten crab), 1763 nucleotides. RefSeq names its product putative protein MSS51 homolog, mitochondrial. The record is from RefSeq and is a predicted model, not a curated record. NCBI's taxonomy places the organism in Eukaryota, Metazoa, Arthropoda, Malacostraca, Decapoda, Varunidae. The transcript is spliced from 8 exons. Bases 426 to 1661 code for a protein of 411 amino acids.
AGUGGGCUAGGGGUCAGUUUUGCUAUUUAAAUAAUGGCGCAAGAUCAAAUUGUUUUUGCUGCAUUUAACUGCAGCAAUAGCAUUUUCUCUUGAAGCACUUUACAGAAAAUUGAAUUUUCACCCUAAACUGACGAAUAUCCCAAUAAGUGCUAGCCUUAGCAAUCAUGGUCAAGCAGUCACAGGUGUGUUGCACUCGUCAGUCCGACACUUGCUUAAAUAGCAGUGAUGGCUCUAGCCCACACAUAUCGCAGCUUGCGUUUCGCCGGCGGCGAGUAGUCCCUAUUUCGAGAUGUCUGUAGUCUGUAUGCCAGGCACAGGGCUGUAGCAGCGGACGGACUUGGCACGGCCGCGGCGCGGACAAGAAUACAAACGGUGCCGCUCUCUCAGUGCACGUUGUCACUGUCUCCGUCACCCUAGACGAGACAAUGGCUUUCGAACUCACAGAAUACCCGCCGCGGAGCUUUUGUGAGAAAUACAGGAAGUUUUUGGCCCCGAAAGGCUCCCUGCUGCCACCUCAGCAGGCCCUGAAGAACAAGAACCUCGGCCCGGCGGCGGCGGAGACGCUGAAGAAGGCGUUCAAGAUCACCAUAAAAAAGCUCCGUAAAAUGAGGUCCGCGUGUGCCGCCUGUGACAAGAAGGAAGGAGUGUCACUGGAGUGCGGGGAGUGCCAUGCUGUGAGGUAUUGCAGUGAGGGGUGUCAGCAGUCUCGACUUGCCUCGCACCGCCUCGUGUGCCAAAACCUGAAGGAUGAGCUGGUGGAUCAGGUGUUGGAGUGCCUGCCGUCACCUGUCACACUGGGCCCCCAGAUCCUGAGGGGGCGAAGGGGGCUGGUGAGGGACUGGGAAGACUGGUUCAACAAUCACACUCACCUGAAUGACAGCUGCAUAUCCGCAGCGCAGGUCGUUUAUAUGUGGUGGGAGUACACCAGCCUUCCCAACCCUGGGGAUCAGGAGCUCCAGGCAUCACUGCAGAGGAUUUUCAGCAACAUUUUCAGUACACCACUGACCAUCAGUCUGUGUGCCUCCUGGUUCCCUGGCCUUCAGCCCUCACAGCGGGAUGAGGCACAGGAGUUCCACAUUCACCUGCUUGGGGCGGAUGAGCCAGAGGUGAAGGCAGUGGAAGAAGGGAUCAUCCAGAUUGCCAGUCGAACGUUGGGUCGCCUGGUGGUCGUGACCUUGGUGGCACCUGACCUCGCCCACCACCCACAAACACUCGCCUGGUCGCCGACAAACCCUUGCUUGAUGGUGCCCAAAGUGAAGGCUGUGGCUUACCCAGGACUCUACCAUGAUUUUUGGUGGGAACACGUGGCUGUGGCGGACCCGACGCAGCAGGUGAGGCGGCCAGACGUAGCGCUGGCCAUCCAUCCUGGCGUGCACACAGACGCUAUGAUGGCCCUGUGGCGGCCCACCCUCCAGCUGCUGGCCAAAGAAUGCGUCCCCCUGGCCAUGACCACCUACAACCUGGCUGAAUAUGAGCAGACACUGGAGAAACUCUCUCCUCUGGGCCUGAACAUCAUCAGCAAGGGAAAAAACCCACUUGGGUCGCUGCACGCCAAGCAGACACCCUAUGAGCCUGAUCAUAUCUGGGCUGCCAACAGCUACUUCAUCGCCAUUGAUAACAGAUGUGCUGAAGACAAGGAAAAUCAAGGCAACUUCUUCUAAAAGACCAGCCUUUUCUCUUCAGACACGCACACACACAGACACAUGCAUGCUUAACAAAUGUGUGGCCAGAAUAAGUGAUGAAAAUAAAAGGAAAUGUGUGAA